Molecule: messenger RNA, 1348 nt
Organism: Periophthalmus magnuspinnatus
Lineage: Eukaryota; Metazoa; Chordata; Actinopteri; Gobiiformes; Gobiidae
Gene: tspan9b
Product: tetraspanin 9b
Exons: 8
Coding region: 94-783 (229 amino acids)
Cellular component (GO): membrane
Source: RefSeq, a predicted model, not a curated record
CUUGGUCUGUCUGUUUGCCUCCUGUCUUUCUGCAGAUCUACGCAGGAGAGUUCCAACAAGAAGUCCCAAGAGUCUUUUGACAAUCACGAGACAAUGGCAGUGAACAAAUGUUUGAAAUAUCUCUUCUUUUUGUUCAAUCUUCUUUUCUGGAUCUGUGGCUGUAUCAUCUUGGGUAUUUCCAUCUACCUAAAGGUCAAUAAGGACAAUAACUCGAUUUCAGAUGAAUCCCUUCCUGGUGUGGACAUCCUCAUCGCUGUGGGGGUCAUCAUCAUGGUACUGGGCUUCCUGGGCUGCUGUGGUGCCGUCAAAGAGAACCGCUGCAUGCUCCUCCUGUUCUUCAUUUUCCUCCUCCUGAUCUUCAUCCUUUUGGUGGCAGCUGGCAUCCUGGGAGCUGUCGGCGAAAACAAGGUCAAGGACUGGAUUAAAGAGCGCAUGAAUAAGUUCCUUCCUCUGUCUGACCAACCAGAUAAUGUUAAAAACGACCUCUAUAAAUUGCAGGAGAAGCUCAAGUGCUGUGGUCUGCUCAAAGGCCCUGCUGACUGGACCAGCAUUCCCCCAUCUUGCAAAUGUACCUCCACUGGCACCACGUCCGACCCCGCCUGUGGGUCCAGUGGUGUCUACCAGACGACAUGCACUGACCGACUCAUAGAGGAGAUGGAGAAAAGCAUGGAAAUCGUGUUGGGAGUUGCAUUUGCCAUUGCCAUUAUCCUGAUCUUUGGUAUGGUCAUAUCCAUGAUCCUCUACUGCCAGAUUGGAAGGAAAGACAGCACCUCCACUGCGUAAACUCUUCUUACUCAGAGCAUUAUUUUUUCAGAAUGAAUACAUUGAAAACCUGUUAAUUAAGCUCAAAUAUAUAUAUAUAUAUAUAUAUAUAUAUAUAUAUAUAUAUAUAUAUAUAUAUAUAUAUAUAUAUAUAUAUAUAUAUAUAUUGCAUAUGAAUUACUUUGGGAAAAACUUACUUGAACAAUUUGCAACACUCCCACAAUGUGCCCAGCAUCUUAUGGAAACUAUUGAAUGUAUUUUAUUGUAUGGUAAUAGGUUAUAAUAAUAAUAAAAACAAUAAAAGGAGAGACGUACAUUGCUGUAAAUGCAGAUAGUUAGAUGUUAUGUAUUUGUAACUAAUGUCAUAUUGUUGCAUUGACUACUGUAUAUUUUUAUUUUCUGAAAACGUGUACUUUCUCUCGAAAGGUUUAAAUUUACAACUCAGGAGUAUGUUAUGUAUAAAGUGAUGUGACCUAUGUUACUGAAUUGUGCUAGAGCAAAAGAUUGUGCGAUGCUUUUGGUUUGAGUUUUGUCACUUUUCCAACUGUCCAAAUAUAAUAAAAGAUGAAGGGAAAGUUGGCUGCUA